Paramecium pentaurelia is the source of this 895-nucleotide messenger RNA. Lineage: Eukaryota; Ciliophora; Oligohymenophorea; Peniculida; Parameciidae. The record is from the annotation of a GenBank genome assembly.
AUGAUUCUUCAAGCAAACUUUCAUUAUGAAAAAGAUAAUAAAGAAAAACUUGCUUCUACAUCUUGCAAGAAUGGGAAUGACCUCUAUACAAAUCUUCUCAAACUUAUGGAUGAUAUCAAAUACAAAAUCAUAUACUUAGAUAAUACAUUCCACAAAGUAUUUGCAAUAUCAAAAGUUGAACUCAUCAAACUUCCAGAUAAGUAAGAUGAUUUGGAAAAUUUUAUUGAUGUUGUUUUUCAUACAUCUUGUUAGAAAGGGAUUAAUGCUAUUGCAUUUCAUCUGAGAAUAUUGGAAAUUACUAAUUAAGCUAUAACAAUCUAUAAAAGUGAAAAGAUUCUAUAGAUUUUAUAGGAAGUUUACUCUUAAAAGGGUUAAGAUUAAUAAGACAAGUAGGAAUAGUAAUCUAACUGCUAUGCACUCAGAGAUCUCGAUUACCAGAAUAUGAUAAAAAAACUUAAUAACACACUUUAUGGGAAAGAAAACUUUCAAGAUUUAACUAAAGAACAACAAUAAGAAUAAGAAUAAAUUUUCAGUCUAAUAAUCCAAAGACCAAAUUCCAAUAGGAAUACUUUAUGUAUUUUUGAGAAUAACAAUGAGAUUGUUAAAGUCUUAUCUAAUUGUAAAUUAAAUUUCUAUUACUUUUUUAGUUUAAAUUGAUAAAGCACAACUUUAUGAAACUAAUUUAGCAUGGGCUGGGGAAAAAAGAGAAAAAGCAAAACCUAAAUUAUUUCUUAAUGCAUAAGUGAUAGAAUCAAAAAAAAUGAAGAAUGGUUUUACUUUUGAAACUACAAUAAAGGUGGAUCAUAAUUAGAAAUCAUAGAAUCAUUUAAUAUUUGUAUUGAAUCAAAAAGUUCUUGCCUUUUAGUUUCCGUUAAAAUUUGGAGAUAAUUAUUGA